UCGGCGUCCAAACGGUAAAAGAAGCCCAAAAGGGCAACGACCAGGGUUUUAGAGCCCAAACCCACUCCAGCCAUGGCGACGGCGGCUGGCGGCGCGCGGCGAGCUCUCGCGGGGCUGCGCUCCGCUUCUCCAUCUACUCUCUCCAGGGCGUUUUCCAGGCCGGCAGUUGCCCAGUCCCCGGAGCUGGGGGCCUCCGCUCUGCCGCGCGCCCCGCGCCGGCGCCUCGCGAUCUCGAGGGUGCCGGUGGCGGCUCUAGGCGGCGUGCAGGGGCUGAUGCCGCUGCACAGCGCGACGGCAUCAGCGCUGCUCACCUCCAUGCUCGGUCUUAAGCCCGGGUCUUGGGGCUGGCUCUCCGAAGGUUUUGCAACACCUCUAUAACAAGAAUGGUGGGUCACCAUACAAGAGCCUUCAGUUUAGCCUUCCCCUGGCAGAUUCCAAUAACACUAGCUACAUGCCUUGUGGACUAUACCAUUUGAUUUUAGCUGAUGCAAUCUGUAGUUCCACUGCUUAAAACUUUUGAUGACAUCCUGUGCCAGUCAUCUUAUUGCCCUGUGACGAUAUUCAUGGCAAAUUUGAAGUAACCUUAUUUUGA
Messenger RNA from Hordeum vulgare subsp. vulgare (domesticated barley), 592 nucleotides. Its product is annotated as protein NUCLEAR FUSION DEFECTIVE 6, mitochondrial. NCBI's taxonomy places the organism in Eukaryota, Viridiplantae, Streptophyta, Magnoliopsida, Poales, Poaceae. The coding region runs from base 73 to 378 and encodes 101 amino acids. Gene Ontology annotation, cellular component: mitochondrion. The record is from RefSeq and is a predicted model, not a curated record. The transcript has 3 exons.